Molecule: messenger RNA, 1914 nt
Organism: Colletotrichum fioriniae
Lineage: Eukaryota; Fungi; Ascomycota; Sordariomycetes; Glomerellales; Glomerellaceae
Source: RefSeq, a predicted model, not a curated record
AUGGACCCCUCGCUGGAGUCGUCAGCGGCCGUCCAUGGUGCGCUGUUCAACCACUUGGCAAUGCCAGCCAAACUCCCACAGCAGCGGGACCCCGAGAAACAAAUCCAGCUCAUCGAAUCUGAGCUCGUUCAGCGUUUGGCUGCUGCCGCCAAGGUCAUGAGCGAAUUGCCUAGCAACGUCGACCAGUGCCGCGAUGUCUGGAACUCAAUUGGCAAAACACUCGCCGCCUGCCAGCAUCUCAACACCGCCGGACGAAUUGACAAGGCGAUUCUUCUCCAAGAAUUGCACGACUUGGGUCCGUCUGGCUGCAUUGUUCUGCACAUCGAGAAACAGAACGCGGGCCUCAUCAUCCGUCGAUCACAAGAUGUCGUCUUCGAGGCCUUCGAAGCGUCUGCCAAGAAUGAGAAUGUCUUGGCCACCAAGAGUGCUCUACUCUGGGAUUUCCCCGGCAUUGCGGUCACCAUCCCGUUCACGACCUUCGCCGAUCAUCACUUUAAAUCAAGCUUAGCCACGUUCAGUGAGCAGGCGUCAUUGGAAACCGUCAAGGACUUCGCUGCUCACUCCUUCAAGGCCGGCGCUAGGGUCUUCGAGUACCGCAACACUGGUGACCCUUCCAUCAUCACCUCUCUACUCAUGGGAAUCCUCGAAGAAAACGGCCGCCGUGUUGCCCCAGUCCUUCUCAGAAAGCGUGUUCGCGAUGAUGUCUGCUGGGAUCACGCCAAAAAGCCAUGGCGCAGAUUACCUUACUAUCUCAUACUCCGCGUCUGCAUCGAGAGGUUCCUCUGCCUGUCGUUGAGUCCGGAGCAAGGUCGUCUUGAAUACAAUUUCUUCAUGUGCGUACUUUUGUCAACGUUUCUGGACGUCACAAUCACCUUCCAAGCUAGCACCGAGAAAGUUCACUUUUUGAAAAAGAAAGUCUGCCGCCGGCUCGUCAAAGUUGACCUGGACAGAAGCCGCUCCCAGGAUCGUGCCGCAAUCUCGAGAUACGACUUUCUCUUCAAUCGUCUUAAUCCUACCUUCACCACAACCAUCGACAAGUGUUCCUACUUUCUCCAUCGCGCGAUUACGCAGACGAGAAAGAGCUUGACUAAACAAAUUCCCACGCUCCCAAAGAAAGCCUCUUUCUUGGAAAUGCAGCUUGGCCUCAGAGUCAGCUAUGACUACAUCAAAAAGGUUCUCUUGAGCCACAAAGCGCCACGCAGAAGACGACAAUUUCGGGAAAUACCAGGGGAAGGUUCGGUCGAGGCACCCAAAGAUCAUCUCAGCCAUCAUGCUCAGCGCUAUCAUAAGCUGACCAUCACCGAGACGGAGCUCCUUGCGUCGACGAAAGAUUCCUGCGCACAAAUUUCUCAGCAGAUCUUUGACUACAUUCAUACAGCGAUUCCUUUGUACGAGGGCAACGCAGAACAAAACAGCCAGAUGCUUCUAAUCGUCAUGGAGUUGUGGAUCAAGAUGGAUUCGAUCGCUUGCGCUUCAUUUCCCCUCCUGGCGGACUUUCACCCAAUGUUCUACCCACAAAUGCUUGAUGUUUUCCUUCUACCUCAGCUUGUGGAUAUGAGGCGCCUUGGCAUGCUUCAAGACCUUCUGUCGGCUCGCGUGAAAAAAGCCAGUGCCAGCCGCCGCAACAUCUUUGAGGACCCAUCGCCGGGUUGCUUUGCUGAACGGUACUACAGGGAAUCAAGUGACGGCCCGGUCUUGAAAGACUUAAACGGUGCAAUCAUUGAGCUAGCCAACAAUAUGCGCGAUCAAAAACAACAGGAGUGGAAGAGAAAAAGCAAGGAAUACGACGAAUUGAUCAGCCGCAUCGACAUCAGCGCCUGCACUUACAUCUUUGAUGAGUAUAAUCCUCAGAGCCGCGGGUACCAUGGUCGCAACUCGACCCUGUCGUUGCACGAGCGGUUAUUUUCGAAUUAG